This is a messenger RNA of Uranotaenia lowii, 1572 nucleotides long. RefSeq lists its product as uncharacterized. The transcript has a single exon. Bases 1 to 1572 code for a protein of 523 amino acids. Gene Ontology annotation, molecular function: nucleic acid binding; zinc ion binding. The record is from RefSeq and is a predicted model, not a curated record. Lineage: Eukaryota; Metazoa; Arthropoda; Insecta; Diptera; Culicidae.
AUGCCUCAACGUACCUUGAAAUCGUCGCUGCUGCGUUUGCGGAACCUGAUGACGUCAUUCCAAGGAAUCUACACGUACAUGCAGAACUACGACGACCAGCGGGACGCGCGUGAGCUGGCAUCGCGGUUGGAAAGGUUAGAUUCGCUGUGGGAGAAGAUUGAUGAGGCAAUGGCGGAGGUUGAGGAACAGUCGGAGGAGGAGGAGGAAGAGAGGUAUGUGAAAGAGCGUUUGGAUUUCCAGAAUAAAUUUUUUGAGUUGAAAGGUUUUCUCCAAUCCAAAAUGCGGGAAUAUCCCGUAUCGAGUGCAUCCCUGCCGGUUAACGAGUCGACUUUCGCCGCAACUUCCCAUCCGCACGUUAAAUUGCCUUUGAUCAGUCUGCCUAAGUUUUCCGGAAACAUCGAAGAGUGGUUGUCAUUCCGAGAUCUGUAUUUGUCCCUUAUUCAUCACUCUGAGGAUCUACCUGUGAUUGAAAAGUAUCAUUAUCUUCGGAGUCAACUAGAAGGGGAAGCCCUCUCUGUUAUAUCGUCACUUGCGUUAACUCAAGCGAAUUACACGGUAGCUUGGGAUUUGUUGGUCAAAAGGUAUUCGAACAGCAAAGCCCUUAAGCGAAAACAGGUUCAAAAUCUUUUCGAGCUUCCUUUUAUCAAACGGGAAUCAGCAUUCGAGCUCCAAGCAUUGGUCGAAGGUUUUGAGAAGGCAACGAAGGUGUUAGAUCAAGUGGUCCAGGUUGCUGACUAUAAGGAUUUGUUGCUGAUUCAUCUGUUGUGCUCAAGGUUUGACGAAAAAACGCGACGUAGCUGGGAGGAGCACACUUCAACGAAGGAAGAAGAAACUCUGAAGGACUUGGUUGAGUUUCUGCAUCGUCGUAUUCAAAUAUUGGAUUCACUCCCCGGGAAACCCUCCGAACAACAUCCACCUCCUAUUCGGAAGGCCAUUCAAUCCAAGGUUACAAAUCAUGGUGCUUUUCAUACUCCAUCCCCCAAUUGCGUUUGUUGUUCUGAGAAUCACCCACUUUUUACUUGUUCAUCUUUCGAAAAACUUUCGGUUGGAGAAAGGGAAAACGUGCUACGCCAACACAAUCUCUGCCGAAAUUGUUUUCGAAAAGGGCAUCAAGCUCGAGACUGCAAUUCCAAAUUCUCGUGUCGUCGAUGCAAAGGCCGUCAUCAUACCCUCGUGUGCUAUAAGGCGGGAGAGAACUCUAAGAGCACACCAUCUGACGGAAAUACACCUAAACGAAAUGGUAACCCUAACCCCCAGGCAGGUACUUCGAAUGCCACAAUCAGCUCCAAUAUCGGGAGGUCAGCGAGAAAGGUUCUUUUGGCUACGGCAGUUGUUCUACUGGAGGACGACUAUGGAAAUUCGGUUUCAGCUAGGGCACUUUUAGAUUCGGGAUCUGCCAGUCAUUACGACCACAGCACGGGUACCUAUGACAGCAGGUAUCAGACGGGGUAUACCCAAGAUUACAGUCAAUCUUAUGGUACCACCGCUGAUUACACCGCUACGACGGAAGCAUACCCCACCCAGCAAUACGAUGAACGAACAGCGUACGCAGGUUAUGAUUUCGCAACUUGA